This is a messenger RNA of Penicillium argentinense, 1482 nucleotides long. RefSeq names its product putative nuclear segregation protein (Bfr1) (gene bfr1). Gene Ontology annotation, biological process: intracellular mRNA localization. Gene Ontology annotation, cellular component: nuclear outer membrane-endoplasmic reticulum membrane network; ribonucleoprotein complex; endoplasmic reticulum. The record is from RefSeq and is a predicted model, not a curated record. Gene Ontology annotation, molecular function: mRNA binding. NCBI's taxonomy places the organism in Eukaryota, Fungi, Ascomycota, Eurotiomycetes, Eurotiales, Aspergillaceae. The transcript is spliced from 3 exons. Bases 1 to 1482 code for a protein of 493 amino acids.
AUGGCUACCGACGCCCCCGUGGAGCCCCGGGUUAAGCCCACCAAGCCCGAUGAGGACGCCUACAAGAAGAGCCUCGCUGAGGCCGAGAAGGAGCAUACUGCUGUCCAGGAGAAGCUGAACGAAAUCGUGACCAAGAUCCAAAAUGCCACCCCGAACAACAAGGACAGCCCUGUUUCCAAGAAGCAGCAGGAGCUCCGCACCGAAUUGGCCUCCAUCCGCCAGAAACAGUCCGGCUUCAAGUCCUCCCGCACCAGCAUCCAGGAGAAGAUCAACGCCCUCGAAUCCACCCUUAAGGCCCGCAUUGCGGAGCAGAACAACUCCCGCGGCAAGAUGGCCUUCAAGAAUGUCGACGAGAUCGACCGUGAAAUCUCCCGCCUUGAAAAGCAAGUCGACUCUGGUACCCUCCGCCUCGUUGAUGAGCGCAAGGCUCUCUCCGACAUCUCGACCAUGCGCAAGCAGCGCAAGGGCUUCGCCGCUUUGGAGGACUCCCAGAAGGGCAUCAACGACCUGAAGGCUCAGAUUUCCGAGGUCCGUAAGACCCUCGACAACCCCGAGGCCAAGGCCCUCAGCGACCGCUACUCUGUGAUCCAGAAGGAGCUCGAUGCCAUCAAGGCCGAGCAGGACGGCGUUUACAAGAACCUCAACUCCCUCCGCGAUGAGCGCACCAAGCUGCGCAACGAGAAGCAGGAGAAGUACCUCGCUAUCAAGACUAUCAAGGACAACCACUUCAGUGCCCGCCGUGCCUACAAGCAGUACGAAGAUGAGGCCUGGCGUGUGCGCCGUGAACGCCAGCAGGCCGAGCGUGAUGCCUACGAGCGCGAGAAGCGCAAGAAGGUUGCCGACAAGAAACUCGAGGAGGCUUCUGCCCCCGCUUACGCCGACGAGAUCCUCACUGCUCAGGGUCUGAUCCGCCACUUCGACCCCGCCUACAACUUUACUUCCCUUGGCCUUGAUGACAAGAAGCAGGAAGGCGCCAACUUCCGUGCUGGUGUUGGCCGUACCGUUGACGACUCCGGUAUCAAGGGCAUGAAGGUCGUCAAGAAGGAAGACGAGGACUACUUCGCCCCGGCCGCUACCAAGAAGGGCAAGAAGGGCAAGAAGGGUGGUGCCGCCGCUACGGAGACCAAAUUCAACAUGAACGUUGGCAUCAUCGAGGACUUCGCCAAGGUGAAGAUCGAUCCUCCUAUGAACCAGUCGGAUGUUCCCGCCGUGGUUGAGAAGCUCGCCGCCAAGAUCGGCGAGUGGAAGAAGAACCAGGCCUCCAAGACGGAGGAGAACAUCCAGAAGGCCAAGGCGGAGAUCACCCGCCUUGAGGAAGAGGAGGCGAAGAUCGACGCCUCUGGCCGCGCUACCGACGCGGGCAAGAAGCCCGCGAAGGCCAAUGGCGCUCCGACCGCCGGGGCCGAGCUCGCCCAGGAGAAGGACGGUGCGGCCGAUGCGGCCGACGAGCUGAAGAAGUCGUCGUUGGAGGACGCCGCCUAG